GUGGCCAGUGGGGUGAAGCAUCCCAGGUGGCAAUCAACCCAGGCAGGCGGGCCUGGCACGGUGGGAUCCGGGGGCAGCAGGGCAGGGGGCAUAACCCAGUGGGUGAGCCAGGAUGGGCUGGGAAGGUGGUGCCUGAACAAUCUGGCCAAGGGCAGUUGAGGCUUGGGGUCAACUCUCAUGUCCCCAGGGGGCCCCCGAGUAGGCAAGGUCGUCAUGGCUGCUGCCGCCAAGCACCUGACGCCCGUCACGCUGGAGCUGGGGGGCAAGAACCCCUGCCACGUGGACGACAACUGCGACCCCCAGACCGUGGCCAACCGUGUGGCCUUCUUCCACUAUUUCAACUCCGGCCAGACCUGCGUGGCCCCCGACUAUAUCCUGUGCAGCCCCGAAAUGCAGGCUCGACUGCUGCCCGCCCUGCAGAGCGCCACCACCCGCUUCUACGGCGAAGACCCCCAGAGCUCCCCAGACCUGGGCCGCGUCAUCAGUGAGAAGAAUUUCCUGCGGCUCCGGCGCCUGCUGAGCUGUGGCCGCGUGGCCAUCGGGGGCCAGAGUGAUGAAAGCGAUCGCUACAUCGCCCGUCCUGAGCACCCGCUACGCUGUGAACAAAGCAGCCCCAGUCUCCCGGGCCGAACGGCUCAGAGGGUGACGCUGCUCCCCAGCAGGCUGGGACCCGGGACCUCAGCUCCCACGGUGCUGGUGGGCGUGCAGGAGACGGAGCCGGUGAUGCGGGAGGAAUUCUUUGGGUCCAUCCUGUCCAUCAUGAACGUGAGGAGCCUGGACGAGGCCAUCGAGUUCAUCCGCCGUCGGGAGAAGCCCCUGGUCCUGUACGCCUUCUCCAACAGCAGCCAGACAACAGCAGAAUGGGCAGCUACCACAGCAAGUUCUCCUUCGAUGCCUUCUCCCACCACCGCGCCUGCCUGCUCUCCCCCUCGGGCCUGGAGAAGCUCAAGGACAUCCGCUACUCGCCCUUUUCUGCCUGCAAACAGCAGCUGCUCAGCUGGGCCUUGGGCAACCAGCGCUGCAUCCUUCUGUGAGCACCCUGUCCAUCUCCAGUGCCCCAUCCCCACGACCCCCCUGUCCUGCUGUUUCCCAGGUGCUCAGUGGCCCCCCAAAGGCUGGUGUCCUGUCCAGGAACACAAAGAUCCUGCUCCUGGGGCUUUGUCUGAACAGACCCCUGGCUGGGCAGGACCUCUGGGACAUUAGUCCAGCCCCUUUCAGGGCCAAAGUCCUCUCUGCAGCCUCCUGACAGAUUUGUUGACCCUCUGCUUGAACAUAUCUGAUGACAGAGAACUUACCCCCAAGGUUGGGCAGCUCUGGUGGUUAGAAAAGACUCCCUCACGUCAGAUCUAUAAAUAAGCUCCCAAAAUACAGAGUGAUUUCUAACAGCUCCAGUCACACCUGGUUUGGGGAACUGGGUUUGUCUGACCUGAAGUGAUCUGAUCUUGAACUCAGGUCUGGCCAGUCGCUGGUGUUGGCCUGAA
Messenger RNA from Delphinapterus leucas (beluga whale), 1481 nucleotides. The record is from RefSeq and is a predicted model, not a curated record. NCBI's taxonomy places the organism in Eukaryota, Metazoa, Chordata, Mammalia, Artiodactyla, Monodontidae.